Messenger RNA from Pogonomyrmex barbatus (red harvester ant), 2157 nucleotides. RefSeq names its product DNA ligase 3 (gene DNAlig3). Gene Ontology annotation, molecular function: ATP binding; DNA binding; zinc ion binding. Gene Ontology annotation, cellular component: DNA ligase III-XRCC1 complex; nucleus. The record is from RefSeq and is a predicted model, not a curated record. Gene Ontology annotation, biological process: DNA biosynthetic process; lagging strand elongation; DNA recombination. NCBI's taxonomy places the organism in Eukaryota, Metazoa, Arthropoda, Insecta, Hymenoptera, Formicidae.
CCGCCAACGAUCUGAAAAUGAUAGUACGUCUGAUCAAGCACGAUCUGAGAAUCAACGCCGGGCCGAAACACAUUCUCGGAGGGGCUUCACGUGGACGCAUACAAGGCCUUCCAGAUGUCCCGGGAUUUGGAAGCGGUGGUGCGACGUUUCCUGCCGAAUCCAGAGGAAAAGUCAUGCCCCUCGAGCUCACCUUCAAGCCGCAAUAAAGUCGCUAUCUCGCUGAUGACCCCCGUUUUACCAAUGCUGGCCGAGGCAUGCACAUCUGUGGAAAUGGCGAUGCGGAAGUGCCCGAAUGGGAUGUUAUCGGAGGUCAAGUACGACGGUGAGCGUGUGCAGGUGCACAAAAGUGGAAACGAUUUUCGAUACUUCAGCAGAUCUCUUAAGCCGGUUUUGCCUCAUAAGGUGAAUCUCUUCAAGGAUUACAUAGGACAGGCGUUUCCUGAUGGGGAUGAUCUGAUUCUUGAUUCUGAGGUUCUUAUGGUUGACAAUGAGACCGGACAACCUCUGCCUUUCGGCACUUUAGGAAUUCACAAAAAAGCUGAAUUCAAAAACGCCAAUGUGUGCCUUUUCGUUUUCGACUGCUUGUAUUAUAACGGCGAGAUACUUAUAGACAAAUCUAUGCUUGAACGCAGGAACAUCUUGAAAGACAGGAUGACCGAGAUACCGAACAGAAUAAUGUUGUCGGAAGUACACGAAGUGCACGAUCCGCGGGAUUUAGCGGAAAGGAUUAUUCACGUGUUGAAACUGGGUCUCGAGGGUUUGGUCCUGAAGGAUAUCGACAGCAAAUACGAGCCUGGUAAGAGGCACUGGUUGAAGGUAAAAAAGGACUAUCUCUGCGGCGGUGCGAUGGCUGAUAGCGCAGAUCUCGUCGUGCUUGGUGCAUGGUACGGCACAGGUAACAAAGGCGGCAUGCUAUCGGUCUUUUUAAUGGGUUGCUACGAUGAGAAGCGCGACAAGUGGUUAACCGUUACCAAGGUCCACACGGGGCAUGACGAUGCUACCCUGGCGGCGUUGCAGGACGAGCUUGACAUGGUGAAGAUCGGCAAGGACGCUGAAAAGCUGCCGAAUUGGUUGCUCGCCAAGAAACCUAUGGUGCCGGACUUUGUAGCGAAGGAUCCCAAGAAACAACCGGUAUGGGAGAUAACGGGCGCCGAGUUUACAAACCAGGGGGUGCACACCGCGGACGGCAUCAGCAUCCGGUUUCCGCGCGUUACGCGGAUCCGCGAUGACAAGGACUGGUCAACGGCCACCAACCUGGAGGAGCUGCGCAAUCUCUUCAAAAGGGAGCCCGAGUCUCUCGAUUUCGAUCACCUGCUAAACGUUCCAACGGACGUCAACGCUCGUCAUACGAGUCCGAGAAAGAAACCGUCUGGUUCUCCAAGGAAGGACACGUCGCCAGGGAAGGUCGAAAGUGCGAGGAAGAGAACGAACUCGUGGGACAUGCCAUCGACGAGUUCCAAGAUCAAGGAGGAACCGCUUCCGGGAACGCCCGUCAAAAAACGAAAAAGGGAUGAAUGCGACCAAGGACCUUCUUCGGAAGACAGAAUCCCAUCAGAGAGCGAGGGAUUGAAGAUGAAACACGAGCUCAAGAAAGAAACAGAGGAACCUUCGUCGACUUCGGGAUUCUCUCCCAAGAAGGAGAAAAGAUUCAGGGAUUCAGGGAUGAAACGAGAAGGGGAGGAUCAUUGCACCGAUCGUCUUGCCGGCGAGACGGAAAGAUCCUUCGAGUCCUCGAAGGACACGAGUGCCUCCGAUUCGGAUGUCGAAGAUACCAAAUUUAAUAAUGUGCUGCAAGAUGUACGAGCGAGCCUCGCGCCUGGUUUCGAUACGAGCAGGAGGAAGGACGCACGGAAAAUGCUUAAAAUACUCGGCGCCACGAUAGUCACGCCGGAGAACGGACACGACUCGACGACGACCCACAUCAUCCACACGCGCAUGGAAAUUCCGUCCUCCGUCAUUCUCAGGGACUUUGCGGACUUUCCGAGAACCGUCAAGCAUGUGAACGUGUCCUGGCUGGAGGAAACCGCGGCGCGGUCGAGGAAGCAAGACGAGGUCCAGCAUGCGGUUCAGCUAGUGGGCGAUUACUGUAAUUGUUCGUGCAUACAUCGGUAACGCAGCACUUAUCGUUUUUAACACACACACACACACACACACAUG